Molecule: messenger RNA, 2295 nt
Organism: Aspergillus welwitschiae
Lineage: Eukaryota; Fungi; Ascomycota; Eurotiomycetes; Eurotiales; Aspergillaceae
Exons: 2
Coding region: 1-2295 (764 amino acids)
Source: RefSeq, a predicted model, not a curated record
AUGGCAAACUCGCACCAUGUCUUUUUACUCCAAUAUGCCCGUUUCCACGGCAUAGCUACUGAUUAUACAGAUCUUGACCCCCUCCAACAUAUUGACGACAUUUGUGACAUUCCUCCCAAUUUUCUCCACCCACCUGGGGACGCUUUCUCAGCUACUGAACAAAACAUCGCAUCCAGCCAGCGAAUCAUCGAGCAGGAUUUACGUCACGAAAAGCUCGACAUCAGGAAGGAAGGCCUGCAAUUUCUCUCGUCAGUGCUUCGCGACAUUAAACGAGACAAUAUUGAUGACUGUUGGGAACAAGUCCUUCCUUCGUGGUAUCGAUAUGAUGAUCUGAAGCUAGAACUUCCUCUCUUUACCUCUGACAAUGAUUCGUAUUUGGCACUUCCGGCUGAGCCGCUUCGCUACUCCCGAGAAGAGAAUAUUUUGUGUUCAAUUGAGGGACUUGCUAGCGACUACGAUAGCAUUUUCUCCAGUGAUAUGAUACAUGAGGCGGAUAUCAUUGGGAAUAGUGUUAGCAAAGAGAAGCUGGAUUGUUCUAAGGACGCAUUGCUUCUUAUUCAGGAUGCAAGGCAGGCUGGCAAUCGUCCUCCAGACUUGGAUGACUUGCUUCGUCCUUUUAAUGACGUGGCGAAGGAAGAUCAGUUCAAGCUUCAGUCCCCAUCCCUUUUGCCUCUAAAUGACGACUGCUUUCCUUGCGAUAGCCCACCACCGAGUUCAAGUGACCGCAUCCUAUUGAGUCCUCUUCGCCAUGUUUCACCCGAAGUACCAACAGACGUCAAUACCAUGCACUAUGAAGACUACUCUGGGGCUGAAAAUGAUCCAAGGAGUACCGUUUCAAUAUUAAAGAGUGAUUUGGAGGAUCAGGACCCUGAAGAAAUAGACAGGCAACUGACGCAUGAUCCAUCCUUAAAAAUGUUGUCAUUAUUCGAGCGAGAUUCGCCUGGUGGAAUGUCCAUUGCGGAUAUAGACACAACCAAUGAAAAGAGGCUUGAAUCCGACUUUGAGCAGAUCAUCAUGGCUGUGACAAUACCCACGAGUCCAAGCAGCGUUACUUCCCAGGUGACCUACACUGAGAUUACCGAUAACAUAGCAACAUCUGACUGUUUCCCUUAUGACAACUGCAUCGUGAAUGAUCUUCCUUCUCGACCAAGCUACUCUCCAAUUCCAUCCGCCUGUAGCACGUCUCACCAGGAAACAUACGUUCACGAGUAUCCAGAUUGCUCAGCACAGCCAGCCUCUGAAUCUCCGGUACCAGAGUUGCACCUGUUAACUCCGACAAUAGAAGGAGAUCUCUCAGUGACUUCCUGUCUUCCUGAAAUUCUACCCGAGAUUGAUGAAUCUAUUGGCUCAAGCAGUCAAUCGCUGUUGCGAAAACGAAAGUUGGACGACACUCAAGAGGAUAGCAAGACAACAGACAAUGCGGAUCAGAAAGCCAUUCCAACAAUGAAGGGAAAAACUCCUUUUAGACAAAACCCGGCCACAAGUCUUGGCUCCCUAUCACGGUUUAUGGAAACCAGAGGGCAGGGUUCAAUACGAGAAGUAGCCACCCAGAGCCAUUAUUUUAUUGACAAUAGGCACACAGAAAUUACUGAAAAGGAGCCCGACGUAUCGCUGCAUACUAAAACAUCAGAUAGCCACCCCAUUCACGGCACAGCUCAGGGCCAAUCUAAGAUAAUCUCCUUCGACCAGCUGCAGAUACCACGUUAUUUGCCUGGAAAUCACGAGCACAUAGUUCUCUCCCUGUCAACAUCACUCCUCAAAAGCCACCUACGCAUCGUUCAGUGCGUUGAAAGUAUGAGUCCUGCCACAUCAAUCAUCUACAGGGAGCCUAGUGGAAAGAGCUGGAAAAUGGCACCUGGAAGCCGUAUUCAAAAAAUAUCUACAUUGUCAUCAAACUGCGACGACGAAGCUGAUAUAAUUAUCGCGCGCAAAACUGGUAUCGUCUUGACCACUUCCCAAGCAACAACUCAAGUAUUCCUGCCAGGUCACAAGUCAUCAAUAAUGGGAGUUAUCCCAAAUGUGAACUCCCCUCUACGAGAACGCGUAUUCCGACUUGCGCGAAAGUAUGAAAAACUAUUUGUUCUUAUUUCUCAUUGCAGUGGUAUGACAUCAAACUUGCCAGAUACUGGAUUUACCAUUGAUAAAGCCAUACUGUCAUCUUUGACUGCCUUUACUGCUUUUUGUAGUUCUAUGGCCAACCUGAAUAUCUACCCUGUUUUGAUACCCUCUUCCCCCGAUAUCAUUGCAGGCUGGAUCCUUGCGCUUGCUGGUAAAUUUGUGAAUUCACAGGUCUGA